GGGUUCUCUGGAACCUGUCCUCGUGCGAUGCAGUGAAGAUGACAAUCAUUAGAGACGCUCUGUCAACACUGACAAACACUGUGAUCGUGCCACAUUCUGGAUGGAACAGCUCUUCCUUCGAUGAGGAUCAUAAAAUCAAAUUUCAGACUUCCCUGGUUCUGCGCAACACGACUGGAUGCCUGAGGAACCUGAGCUCGGCGGGCGAGGAGGCCCGCAAGCAGAUGAGGGCGUGCGAGGGGCUGGUCGACUCGCUGCUCUACGUGAUCCACACCUGCGUGAACACGUCGGACUACGACAGCAAGACGGUGGAAAAUUGCGUGUGUACCUUGAGAAACCUUUCCUACCGUUUGGAACUGGAGGUACCUCAGGCACGUCUGCUGGGAAUCAAUGAGCUGGAUGACUUGUUAGGGAAGGAAUCGCCUAGCAAAGACUCGGAGCCGAGCUGCUGGGGGAAAAAAAAGAAGAAGAAAAAAAAAACUUCUCAGGAGGAUCAGUGGGAUGGAGUUGGCCCCAUACCAGGAUUUUCCAAGUCCCCUAAAGGGGUGGAGAUGCUGUGGCACCCCUCCGUGGUCAAGCCGUACCUAACGCUUCUAGCGGAGAGCUCCAACCCAGCCACUCUGGAGGGCUCUGCAGGAUCCCUCCAGAACCUUUCUGCGGGCAACUGGAAGUUUGCAGCGUACAUUCGAGCUGCUGUGAGGAAGGAGAAAGGGCUGCCCAUCCUGGUGGAGCUGCUGAGGAUGGACAACGACAGGGUCGUCUCGUCCGUGGCAACGGCCUUGAGGAACAUGGCGCUAGACGUGCGGAACAAGGAGCUCAUUGGUAAAUACGCCAUGCGAGACCUGGUCAACCGGCUGCCCGGGGGCAGCGGCCCCGGCGUGCUGUCCGACGAGACGGUGGCGGCCAUCUGCUGCGCCCUGCACGAGGUCACCAGCAGGAACAUGGAGAACGCCAAGGCCCUCGCCGACACCGGCGGCAUCGAGAAGCUGGUGAACAUAACCAAGGGGAGAGGUGACAGAUCAUCACUGAAAGUGGUCAAGGCAGCUGCCCAGGUACUGAACACAUUAUGGCAGUACCGAGACCUCCGUAGCAUUUAUAAAAAGGAUGGAUGGAAUCAAAGUCAUUUUAUUACACCAGUAUCAACACUGGAACGAGAGAGAUUCAAAUCACAUCCUUCUUUAUCAACAACAAAUCAGCAGAUGUCACCUGUCAUACAGUCAG
Messenger RNA from Merops nubicus (carmine bee-eater), 1218 nucleotides. RefSeq names its product plakophilin-4. Gene Ontology annotation, biological process: cell-cell junction assembly; cell-cell adhesion. Gene Ontology annotation, cellular component: cytoplasm; adherens junction; plasma membrane. Gene Ontology annotation, molecular function: cadherin binding. The record is from RefSeq and is a predicted model, not a curated record. The transcript has 8 exons. NCBI's taxonomy places the organism in Eukaryota, Metazoa, Chordata, Aves, Coraciiformes, Meropidae. The annotation marks the transcript as partial.